UCUCUCUCUCUCUCUUUCUCUGAUCUCUGUUUCUUUCUCUCUCCUACAUUAUUCAUCUCUCUCUCUCUUCUGUUGUUUUAGUAGUUGAAGUUGUAGAGUUGUAGUUAGUUGUCAGGUGGGUCUUAUCUGUAACUUCCAUGGCUACGGAAGAGGUGAAUAAACCUCCAUCACUUCCUCAGUACUCAGAGAUGAUAUUUGCAGCGAUCGCAGCUUUGAACGACAAGAAUGGAUCGAACAAAUCUGAGAUUUCAAAGUAUAUAGAGUCCCAGUAUGGGGAUCUACCAGCUGGGCACCCAACUUUGUUAUCGCAUCACCUGAAUAGGAUGAAGGAGAGCGGUGAGCUCAUCUUGGUCAAGAACAACUACAUGCGGCCUGAUCCUAAUGCUCCUCCAAAGCGUGGCCGUGGUCGUCCGCCUAAGCCUAAGGCUCCUUUGCCCCCUGGACAUGUUCCUCCUCCGCCGAGGCCAAGAGGUCGUCCGCCUAAGCCUAAGGACCCAAACGAGGUUGCAGCGCCUAAGGUUUCUUCUGGGAAGCCUCGUGGAAGGCCACCUAAGAUGCCUAGACUAACUGGGGCUUCGACAACGACAGCAACUGGAUCUCCUAGACCUCGUGGAAGGCCACCUAAGGUGAAAGCCCAAUUUGCUUCGGUGGGUUUUAAUUAAGGCUUUGUUGAGUUGUAACAGUUCCGCUUCUUCUGAUCUUUUUCUUUUCCUUUCUUGGGUGUUUGUUUAGUUUCUGUGUGUCUGUAAUUGCAUGUAGCCAUGCACAUUGUGCAGCUUCUUUAAUUUGGCCCCUCCUGGGUGAAAAAAAAUGAGAGACUAAUGGUAAUCUUCUUAGAAUUUA
Messenger RNA from Macadamia integrifolia, 843 nucleotides. Its product is annotated as HMG-Y-related protein A-like. Gene Ontology annotation, molecular function: nucleosomal DNA binding; double-stranded DNA binding. Lineage: Eukaryota; Viridiplantae; Streptophyta; Magnoliopsida; Proteales; Proteaceae. The transcript has 2 exons. Gene Ontology annotation, cellular component: nucleus; nucleolus; nucleosome. Gene Ontology annotation, biological process: negative regulation of DNA recombination; nucleosome assembly; regulation of DNA-templated transcription. Bases 138 to 662 code for a protein of 174 amino acids. The record is from RefSeq and is a predicted model, not a curated record.